AUGGCUUCCAAAGACCCCCUAGAAGUCGAAGCCAAAGACGUCCCCGGCUCGACAUCCUCGCGCAGCACCAGCCCCCCCGCCCCGUCCCCGCGCCCAUGGGAGAAGCCUGGCGUGGUAGGCGCCCUGCGCCGCGGCCACCGCGCAGUACAGCGAUAUGUCUGGGACGACCCCGACAAGCCCAAGGACGAGAAAUGGUUCCUGUUCAAGCUGGACUGCUUCCUGCUCACGUCUGCGUGUCUCGGGUACUUCAGCAAGAACCUCGACCAGUCGAACAUCGGCAACGCAUAUGUGUCUGGGAUGAAGGAGACGCUGGGUAUGCACGGGAGCGAGCUGACGUACGCGAGCAAUGUUUUUACGGCGGGCUAUGUGGUGGGCCAGCUGCCGGCGGUCAUGUUGGCGACGCGGGUGCGGCCGUCGAUUCUGCUGCCCACGAUGGAGAUCUUGUGGUCGGUGCUAACGUUCUGCACGUCAUCGGUUACGAGCGUGUCGCAGCUGUAUGCUAUCCGGUUCUUGAUAGGGCUCUGUGAGAGCGGGUACUUCCCGGUCAUGAUGUAUCUUGUGUCCAGCUGGUAUACAAAAGGAGAGCGAGGCAAGCGUGUCGGAUUGUUUUACUGCACCGCAGCGCUGGCUGGCAUGUUCAGCGGUUACCUACAGGCUGGCGCAUACUCCGGCCUUGAUGGCAAGUACGGCAAGCAGGGCUGGCAGUGGCUGUUCAUCGUAUGCGGUAUCAUCUCGCUGCCAAUCGCGUUCCUAGGCUAUUUCUUCAUCCCCGAUUUCCCCGAAACGACGAAAGCCUUCUACAUCACCGAAGAAGAGGCCGAAAAGCAACGGAAGCGGCUCAUCGCGGAGGGCCAGAAGCCGCUGGGUCACAAUCCCUGGAACCGCAAGAAGAUCCUCGGCAUCGCGAAACAGUGGCAGUUCUGGGUACUCCCGCUCGGCUACUUCUUUGUCCAGGCCAGCUUUCCGAUCCACCAGCCAGCAUUCGCACUAUGGCUGAAGGCCAACGGUCAUACGGUAUACCAGAGGAAUGUCUGGCCUACAGGCCAGGUCGCGAUCGGUGUAGUCGUGCAGCUUGCUGCUGGCAUGAUUUCGGACUCGCCAUUGCUGAAAGGACGUCGGUGGCCGGUCAUCAUUGUCAUGCAAGCAGGGUCCUUGAUCGGAACGAGCAUUCUAGCCGCCUGGAGCGUUUCAGACCGGGUCAAGUACUUCGCGUUCUACAUCUCGUACUUCUGCUCGGGCGUGCCAGGGCCGUACUUCGCGUGGUACUCGGAUCUCGUGUCUCAUGACCAUGAGUUCCGAGGGUUCAUAAUCGCGUUGUCGAAUAUGUUCAGUUACAUCAACGUGAUCUGGUACACAAUAGCGGUUUGGAGAACUGUAGAUGCGCCAAGAUUCCACGCUGGUUUCACGGCAGCUUCGAUAUUCGGCUCUGCGAUGAUAGCGUUGGCAGUCAUCCUCCAGUUUUUGCAGAGAAGAGACGAACGGAAAAGAGCAGCAGAUGCUGGCACAUCGGAGGACGUCGAGACACCCGUGGAGGCAGCACCAAGAGCAACUUUGAUAUUACGUCAAUGCCAGAGUCCGUGA
Messenger RNA from Boeremia exigua, 1581 nucleotides. RefSeq names its product major facilitator superfamily domain-containing protein. The transcript is spliced from 5 exons. Gene Ontology annotation, biological process: transmembrane transport. The record is from RefSeq and is a predicted model, not a curated record. NCBI's taxonomy places the organism in Eukaryota, Fungi, Ascomycota, Dothideomycetes, Pleosporales, Didymellaceae. Gene Ontology annotation, cellular component: membrane. The coding region runs from base 1 to 1581 and encodes 526 amino acids. Gene Ontology annotation, molecular function: transmembrane transporter activity.